Molecule: messenger RNA, 1567 nt
Organism: Nannospalax galili (Upper Galilee mountains blind mole rat)
Lineage: Eukaryota; Metazoa; Chordata; Mammalia; Rodentia; Spalacidae
Product: sp110 nuclear body protein-like
Exons: 12
Coding region: 4-1350 (448 amino acids)
Biological process (GO): regulation of transcription by RNA polymerase II
Cellular component (GO): nucleus
Molecular function (GO): DNA-binding transcription factor activity, RNA polymerase II-specific; DNA binding
Source: RefSeq, a predicted model, not a curated record
UCCAUGGAAUCCUGGGACCACUUGUUCAAGCCAAGGAAAGAAGGGGGAAGAUUCUGUCCAGCUGAAACUCAGAGCUGCUUUGAGUGUGGAAAUGGUUGGUUUUGUGAAUUUCACACGGGUAUGGAAGAAGCACAGGUCCAUUCUGAAGAAAGAAAUGGAUUCAUGAAAGCAAGCAGUGACGUCGUCUUCACCAAUCGCCUUUUCACACACUCCUUGGAUUUAUGUUUUGCCUGUUUGUACCACAGCUCUGUGAAUGGUGUUUCAGAGUUUCUCAGUGUUCCCAGGAUGCUCACUGUGACCAAGGCCUUGGAAGAGGCUCUUCUGCAGCACUUCAUAUACCAGAAACUGGACAUCGCCUAUGCCAUCAACAAGCCGUUCCCUUUCUUUGAAGCCCUCAGAGACAACUACUUCAUCACUGAGAGGAUGUACAAGGAAAACUGCAGCAGGAUCCCCCAGUCUCUGCCAGUGUCUUCCAGGGAUCACCAGACAGAAGACAAACAAGACCCUCAGGAGAUGUCCCAUGCUCCCUCAGGCCCUGUGCCAGUGACCAGAGACAACUUAACAUCCACAGAUACGAAGGAAGAAGGCUCAGCAGAGCUGCCUAGCCGAGUGCCUGGCACUGUGCACAGCCACACUGGUGAGCGCUAUCAGAGGACUCCAAGGGAGGACGACUCUAACAGGUCCUUGAAGGUAGUGAGGAGCACUCAGAAGACAAGGAUUGAAUGUGCUCAGGUGUCUAGAACACAGGGUAGGGCUGAGGGUGGGACCUGCUGUGGGCUUGCCUCAGUGUGGGAGGCUCUCCUAGAGUGGCCACAGGGAGGGCCACUCUUCACAAAAAGAAGGGAGAACCUGACACCACCAUUCUGGGCCAAGCUAGCCUUCUUCUCUGUUAUCAAAGGGAAGGAAUCAGGACCACUGCCAACUUCCUGUAAGGAGGAGUGGUUCGAUGCGGCCACUCCUGCUGCUCCGUCUCUCCUCCAGCCACCCUUCCCCCUCCCUCCCCAGACUCCUGCUGCAUGGAUCUCCAGCUCUCAGAUCUUCCCUGAGCCUGUCAUCUUCUCAGAAAAGCCUGAGGAUGACACCGCGGAUUUUCUCUCUCUUACACUUCCUGUGACCUGUGGUGAGGCCAAGGGGAUUCUCUACAAGGAGAAAAUGAAAGCAGGAUCCUCAGAGAAAUGCAUUCGGAAUGAGCAGGGGGCUUGGUUGACUCCAAAGGAAUUUUUAGUGGAAGGCAAAAGGGCGAAGUCCAAAGACUGGAAGCGGAGUAUGCACUGUGGAGGGAAGACCUUAAGACACCUGCAGGAGAAAGGACUUUUGUUCUGUCCUCCAAUGGUGAAUUUCAAGAGAUAGGUGACAAGCAGGUGGAUUCCUGCCACGUUCUCAGUGGCUGUGUCCUAGGAUCUCCGUGUCUGAGGCUUGCCUUCCAGCUCUAAGUGUCCCAGCUCUGAGAACCUUCAGAUUUGUGCAAGGAGACUCUGUCACCACCACUCCAGCACACUGACACAGGCACACACUACGUGCUACCUUUGUUCACAGUUACUUUGGGAAAGUAAAUGACUCUUUAAAA